This is a messenger RNA of Coccomyxa subellipsoidea C-169, 4650 nucleotides long. RefSeq lists its product as hypothetical. Gene Ontology annotation, cellular component: nucleus. Lineage: Eukaryota; Viridiplantae; Chlorophyta; Trebouxiophyceae; Coccomyxaceae. Bases 1 to 4650 code for a protein of 1549 amino acids. Gene Ontology annotation, biological process: regulation of transcription by RNA polymerase II. The transcript has 28 exons. The record is from RefSeq and is a predicted model, not a curated record. Gene Ontology annotation, molecular function: double-stranded DNA binding; transcription coregulator activity.
AUGCAGCCAUUGGAGGGGCCCCUGGCCAGAAUGGACAGCGAUGCAGAUGUGAAGCUGAUCAUUGCGAUGGAUAAGGGCGGCUGCGAAGCAAAUGUGGUGCUACGGCGGGAUGCGCAGCAGGAGGACAUCCUGAAGGCAUACGUGCAGGGAUACAUGCUCCUACAUUCCAACGCACCGAUGGGCCAGCAGCCGCAGCGGCUGCCUCCCGGCACUGCAAAGCUGCCUGCCCAGAGCCUUAGCCCGGACAAUCCGAGAUUUCCCCAAAAAGUCAGGGACAUCCUUCACAAGGCUCAGAGCGCAUGGCUUAAGAACACGGAGGUUUGCGAUCUACUCCUGCAUUACGCGGAGUACAACCUUCCAGUGGCACGCGAUCCCCCAAAUCUGCCACCAGGGGGCUCGCUAUUCCUGUUUGAUCGCCGAGCUGUGCGCUUCUUCCGCAAGGAUGGGCACAACUGGCGCAAGAAGGCGGACGGCAAGACUGUCAGGGAGACGCAUGAGAAGCUCAAGGUCGGAAAUGUGGAGAUGCUGAACUGCUACUAUGCUCAUGCAGACACUGAGGAAGGCGCGCAGCAAGCCACGCGCUUGCAGCGGCGGUGCUACUGGCUGCUGGAGUCUGAGGACGACAUCGUGCUGGUGCACUACCUGAACAUCGACAAGGCCAAGGGCAAGACUGAGGACUCGUGGGCCCCGUCUGACCCAGAGAUGGGCCGCCGGCCGGGCUUCACCGUCACAUCCGGCGGCGUGCAUGGCAUGCCGGGGCUGGGCAUUCAGGGGCUGGCUGGGCACCCGGCGCACCAGCUGCUGCAACAGCACCACCACCAGCAGCACCCGGUGGACCCCUACAUCCCCCUCAUGCCCUCCCUGUCCCUGGACUCCUUCUUUGGUGCCUACGACGAUCGCGAUGCCGCCCAGAGGGCGCAGGCGCCGCCCCCCAUGAUGGAGAACGUGCUGCCGGCCUGGGAGGACCUCAGCAACGGCCCCUCCAACUCCUUGCAAGCAGCUGCCGACUGGCGGUCGAUGCUGCGGGGCGAUUCGCUGAGCAUGGGGCUGAGCGAGGGGCCGACGGCCGCGCUGGUGGAACAUGGCGCCAACAUGAUGAUGAUUGAGCAGGGCGCUCAGCAACCAGAGACCUGGGCCCAGGACAUCCCCGUCGCCAUGCGCACACCCUCGCUAGAAGCCCGCCAGGCGCGGGCAGCGGCGGUGAUGCGGCAGAACGCGGAGCUUCAACAGCGGCAGUCCUCCCUGGAGCGCAGGGCCGCCUACCAGAAGUCGCUGCUCGCCGCCAACCGCGACCAAAUGCAGGCGCGGCCCCAGUCCCCACUCCUUUUUCGUCAGCAUCAGGCGGCAGCUGCCGCAAUGCUUCAGCAGGCGCAGCAGGGAGGCCAGGCCAAUGGCAUGCCCUACAAUCUCAACGCCUUCCAACAGAGGCUCUUGGCGGCUGCGCGGCAGGGCCCGCCCGGCGCCGGUGGCGGCCCCAUGCAUGGUCAGAUGCCAGGCAUAGGCUUCCGGCCGCAGGAGCCGCAGGCCGCCGCGCAGGCGGCCGCGCUUGCCGGGCUGGCCGGGCAGAUGCAGCCCCCGCACUACAACCAACAGAUGCCUCCGCCGCCACCGCCGCAGAGGCCCUUCAUGGCAGCCAACACAUCGGGCGCGUCUGCUGCGCCGGGAGUUGGGAUGCCUCAGGCGCGGCUGCCACCGCUGCAGCAGGGCGCGUACCAGGGCGGCCCCGCCGCGGGGCCGGUGCCAGCAGACUGGGCGCGCGCCUACCGAGAGCAGCAGCACAAGGCCGCUCAGGCUGCAAUUGCGCGCAGUGCCAAGUGGGGCACGACGGAUCCGCCGCUGCGGCCGGUGCCUCUGCGGCAGGGCUCUGCCCCCGGGCCCCUGGACAUCAGCCCGAGCGGCUCUGCAGGCCCCUCGCCCGGCAAGCCUCCGCUGGCCGCCACAGAGGGCUUCCCCAAGAUGAGCAAGCUGGACGCCCUGCUCAUGCAGCAGCAGCAACAGCAGCAGCAGCACAGCGGCUCAUCCAGCGGUGAAGGGAAGCAGACGAUGUCGUCCCCAGGAGCUCUCGGCGCCCAUGCCAGCGCCAGCGGCGACCAGAUCCUGCACCAUGCCAGCUCAGCCGGCCAGCUCGGCGCCAUCGGGACACAGGUGAAGAUGGAUGAGACAGCGAGCGAGGGGACCGUGACGGGAACGCCCCUGGGCCGCGCGGAGAGGCCGGCGUCCAAGGUGGCAAAGGCGCUGGCGCUGGAGGCGCAGCUGCGCAGCGUGGACGGCGCAGUCAUGGAGCAGCUGCAGACCGCGCGCGCCGAGUCCGGCUGCUCUGCCUCCCUCGACAGCAAGGUACAGAAAUUGGAGGAGGAUUUGGAUCACCUGGAAGCCAGCUCUCGUCAGCUGCUGCAGGACAGCGUGCAGGGGCCGGGAAUGGAAGCGGCAGGCGUUGCUAUGCAGGAACCUGCCACAUCAGGCACGCACACUUCAUCGCUUAGCCAUGCCCCCAGCGCCAGCCUGGAGCUGCUGGACUUCUCACCCGAGUGGGACUUCACUCUGGGCGGCACAAAGGUCAUCGUCACCUGCCGAGAGGUGGACGGCGACAUCACAUCAAACUGCCCCGUCUGCGUCAUGUUUGACAAGGAGCAGGUGCCGGCGGCGCGGCUGCAGGCGGGAGUGUACCGCUGCCACGCGCCACCGCACGAGGCCGGCACGGUCGGCCUGUGCGUCACCUACGGGGACGGCCGCCCGCGCAGCAACGUGCAGCCCUUCACCUACCGCGGCACACCCCUCACUGCCCGCGCCCAGGAUGACCUGGCACGGGCGGCGAUCCCGGACAGGGACCUGCAGCUUCGGCUGAUCCACAUGCUGAUGAGCAGCAGCAAGGGCGCCACCUCCAGCAGCACGGUGUCCCCAGCCUCGCCCUCCAACUCCUCCGACUCCAACACCCACAAGCAGCACGCCAGCCCGUCCCGCACAGCCGCCCCCACGGCAGGCUCUGCCACCGUAGAAGUGGCACUGGAGGACAAUCCUAAUGCGCUGCAAUAUCUGUCGGAUGAUCUGCGGGAGAAGCUGCUGCAGACGCUGCUGGAGCGCCGCCUAAAGCAGUUCACCUCAGACGUGAGGGAGGGCAAGGCACAGCAGGGCUCCGGGUGGUCGCCCAGUUUCGCGGUGAACCGGCGGGCGCAGUCGGGGCUGGCUCUCGUCCACAUCCUGGCAGCGCUCGGCUACGACUGGGGCCUGCAGCUGCUGAUUCCCCUGGGCGCGCUGCUUGACCUGCAGGACGCGUGGGGCCGCACAGCGCUGCACUGGGCUGCGACAUACGCGUGCGAGGCCACAGUGGUACUCCUGUUGGUGCGUUGCGCGCACCCGGCCCCUCUGUCGCACGGCGGAGAGGCGCAGCCGCGCGCGACGCCCGCCGACAUGGCUGCCGGCAACGGCCACGCCGGUAUCGCGGCGUUCCUGUCUGAGCAGGCCCUGCUGCGCCUCGCCAAGGACAACAACGUGUCCCUGGACGAACCUGCCGACUCUCGCACGGGAGACCAGAGCAUGUCUGCGCUGCGCAAGAGGGCGCGCAGCCUGCGGCGGGCCGACUCCGCCUCGGAGCUGCCGCUGCUGCGGGAAGCCAUGGCCGCGCCCGAUGGGGCCUCCAAAUUCCCAGAGGAAGAAGGCGACGAGGGAACGAGCCCCAAGGAGGUGCUUGCGCGCGUCAAGAAGCUGGCCGAGCGCGUGCGGCAGGCGCUCACCCGCGCAGCCUGUCGCCGGGCAGCCAUGGAGCAGCAGAGCCUCCGCCGCCAUAAGAAGGAGGGGGACGCAGUGGCGCGCAUAGAGAGCAGUCUGCAGGCGUGGCAGGCGGUGCAGCAGGCGGUGCAACGCGGCAUUGCGCAGAGCGACUCGGACGCGGCCGCCCGCCGCCUCGUGCGCCUCGGCGAGCGCAUCUCCUGCAUCAACGCCUGCCUCAGGGACGCCAUCAAACGCAGCUUGGGCUGCGGCGGAGCCUCUUCGGCGUUGGCGCCUGUUGACGAGGCUGCGGCGCUGCCGAUCACUGGAAAUUCCAUGGUGUUGGAUUACGGGUCAGACUCGGACGCGCAUGCGAUGGCGGGCGACUCGCUCCUCCGACGGCGUUCCCUGAUCCGCCUCCGCGAGUCGCGCCGCCGCGACAGCAUCACCAAAAUCAAGGGGUUUGAGAGCGACACAAGCAUCCGGCAGUUUCUAGCGCGCGGGCGUGAGGGCAGCAAGGCGGACGAGGGCGGCCCCAGCCAGCUGGACAUCCGUGACCUGCGUUCCCUCUCCCUCUCAUUCCCCUCCUUCUCCGUGGUGGGGCCCCCCAUCGGCGUCUCCCUGCCGGACUGCGACCUCCGCGAGCUGCGCAACUUCAUCGCCGGUGCCUCUGCCAAGGUCCAUCGGUCGGCGUUCGGCACCUUGGCAUCUGCGAGCAAUGCGAAAGCUGCCGCUGCGCCCGCGCGCGCUGGGGCGGCGCCAGAAGCCUCCGCUGAGAUGGCCCUCGUACAGAAAGCUGUGGCGCACAUAGAGGCUCUGCAAGAGGAGGGGCCAGGGCAUGCUCAGUACUUGCGCCUCUGCCAGGCAUACACCCAACUGACCACCACUCAGCCCUGGGGCACCUUCAAGCAGGCCCGCCGUGGCAGCCUCAGCAACGCCGUCUGA